Molecule: messenger RNA, 1744 nt
Organism: Trichogramma pretiosum
Lineage: Eukaryota; Metazoa; Arthropoda; Insecta; Hymenoptera; Trichogrammatidae
Product: mitochondrial uncoupling protein 2-like
Exons: 6
Coding region: 284-1225 (313 amino acids)
Biological process (GO): response to cold; mitochondrial transport; mitochondrial transmembrane transport
Cellular component (GO): mitochondrial membrane
Molecular function (GO): oxidative phosphorylation uncoupler activity
Source: RefSeq, a predicted model, not a curated record
CAAUUCUGUACCAGUCGUAGUGUAGUCUCUCCGAAGUAAACUUGAAUUAUAGUAUGUUAACAGGAUUUUCCAGAAAAAUAUUUCAAUACCAAGUGCAGAUCGCAGAACUGCACUCCUUAUAUCCACAUCAUUUCAAAGAAUUUAGGCCUAGUUGAUGUUUUUCAUUUCAUGAAAAACAUUUACACUUCAAAAUAGUUCAAAUGUCAGAGGUUAGAGGAAUCAUCAAAUCAAUUUAUUCUGAUUUAUAAAAAUCAUUGAUUCUAAGCCAAUUUCUACAACAAAAAUGGCUGAUGAAAAAAGUGAAGAAAUUUCUAUCGGAACAAAGCUUCUGAUGGCUGGCACGGCAGCGUGUAUUGCCGACUUCGUCACUUUUCCUCUAGAUACGGCUAAAGUUCGUAUGCAGAUUUCUGGCGAAAGUCGUGCUAUUUUAAUGUCAUCAUCCGAAGGCUCAGUGUUGGCUGUAAAAGCAGUACAACCUGGAUUAAUUCAAACGAUAACAACAUUAGUAAAAAACGAAGGCUUCAGAAAAUUAUACGGAGGUCUAUCAGCAGGACUUCAAAGACAAAUGUGUUUUGCAAGUGUUCGUUUAGGGUUGUAUGAUUCAACGAAAAUAAUUUAUGCUGAUUUUUUCCAAGGUAAAUCCAACAAGGAGCAAGCGUUACAUGACGCACCGAUUGGCGCUGGUGUGCGAAUUUUAGCUGGUAUGACAACUGGCGCUUUAGCGGUAUUGUUAGCUCAACCUACUGAUGUUGUGAAAGUUCGGAUGCAAGCGGGAAACAGCUUGAAAUAUGCGUCAACGCUUCAGGCAUAUAAAAACAUUGCAGUGCACGAAGGAGUAAAGGGACUUUGGAGAGGAACUUUCCCAAAUGUGACGCGCAACGUGAUAAUAAAUGUUGCAGAAAUCGUUUGCUAUGACAUUGUAAAAGACGAAUUACUCAAAUCCGGUAUAUUUUCUAAUGGAGUACCAUGUCAUUUGACGGCAGCUAUAGUUGCUGGAUUUUGUGCUACGUUAACUGCUAGUCCAGUUGACGUAGUAAAGACACGAUACAUGAAUAGUAAACCGGGAGAAUACAAAAGUGGAAUAGAUACCGCAUUACGUAUGCUUCAUAAUGAAGGGCCAACUUGUUUCUAUAAAGGCUUUGUACCUAGUUUCACGAGAUUAGUAUCUUGGAAUAUUGUUCUGUGGCUCACGUAUGAACAAAUUCAGUUACACACAAAACAUUAGUCAGUAGAUUAAAAACCAAGUAUUUGUUCAUAUAAUAUUUUUCAAUCAAAUUAUAGAAAUCUAGAAAUAUGCUUAGUCGAACUAGUCGUUGCUUAAAAUCUUUCACUUGUUCAAUGAAAAAGUAUUUAGAAAAUUACACACAUUAGGUACAAUGUUAAUUUAGAAUUUUGUAUGAAAACUCGAUAAAAAAUUGUCUCUUUUCGAGAAACUCAUUUAUAUAGUUAUACGAUAAUUUAAAAUUGAAUCAUUAAAAUAUUUUAUUUUUAUAUUGUUAUAAAAUGAGUUUUGUUAUAAAAAAAAAGAACAUGCAUAUCAAUAAGUUAUUUUUUGCACCGAUAUAUUUUGAAGAACUAUAUGAAAAAUCUGAGGUUAACCAGUAAUCAUUAAUACAUAGUUUAUUUAAGAGUGUAUACUCAGAGUGAAAGAGCAGUUCCAUUACAUAAUGAUGAUGAUCGAAAUGAUGUUAUGUUGAUACUUAAAUUUAAAUUUUCAAUAACAAGAUGAAAUUUAAUAUUUCAA